AUGGCGACUUCGUUCUCUUCCACUGCUCACGCGACACCGAUUCUUCAAUUCAGAGCCAAGUCUUUCCCCUUUCUCCCAGUUUCGUGUUGGAGGAGAGUCGAUUCGGCGAAAUCUCCCUCUGCACGCUUAAUUGCGUGUUCAUUACGAACCGAUAAGCUUCGUCUCGGUACCGGCGUUAAUCUCUCCGGUGGUCCCGUUGUCAGGCGGUCACUUCAGAAGAGGCUGGUGAUAAGGUCUGCAACUAUUGAAGAAAUUGAAGCGGAGAAAUCUGCUAUUGAGAGUGAUGUUAAAUCAAAGAUGGAGAAGACGAUUGAAACGCUUCGUACAAGUUUCAAUUCCAUAAGGACAGGAAGAUCCAAUGCAGCAAUGCUAGAUAAGAUCGAGGUUGAGUACUAUGGAAGUCCAGUCAGUCUGAAAAGCAUAGCCCAAAUCAGUACGCCCGAUGGAAGUUCUCUUUUGCUGCAGCCAUAUGACAAAUCCAGCUUGAAGGCUAUAGAGAAGGCCAUUGUGAAUUCUGAUCUUGGAGUGACUCCUAGUAACGAUGGAGAUGUGAUUCGUUUGUCCUUGCCUCCCCUAACAUCUGAUAGAAGAAAGGAACUAGCUAAGGUUGUAGCAAAACAGUCUGAAGAAGGGAAGGUUGCACUGAGAAACAUAAGGAGAGAUGCCUUGAAAUCUUAUGAUAAACUCGAGAAGGAGAAGAAGCUGUCAGAAGACAACGUGAAGGAUUUGUCAAGUGAUUUGCAGAAACUAAUUGAUGUAUACAUGAAGAAGGUUGAGGAGCUCUACAAACAGAAGGAGAAGGAAUUGAUGAAGGUGUGA
Molecule: messenger RNA, 819 nt
Organism: Arabis nemorensis
Lineage: Eukaryota; Viridiplantae; Streptophyta; Magnoliopsida; Brassicales; Brassicaceae
Source: the annotation of a GenBank genome assembly